Fopius arisanus is the source of this 1214-nucleotide messenger RNA. RefSeq lists its product as uncharacterized. Gene Ontology annotation, cellular component: spliceosomal complex. The transcript has 6 exons. Bases 218 to 1111 code for a protein of 297 amino acids. Lineage: Eukaryota; Metazoa; Arthropoda; Insecta; Hymenoptera; Braconidae. The record is from RefSeq and is a predicted model, not a curated record. Gene Ontology annotation, biological process: mRNA splicing, via spliceosome.
GGGUCACUCAAACGCACUCUUCGCGCUCAAUUCUCAAGGUGAAAAGAUAAAACGGUUACAACAAUGCUGCCAACCCCGUAAGAAAGAUGGCGAUUCGAUCAGUAUGUAGUAAAAAUAAUAAUAAUGGCUAUAAACAAUAACAUAACCUAUUGAAGAAUAGUAUACCAACGUGCAGUGUGUGUGCGUGUGAAAAUUGUUGACGCAUUUGUUGAGGGAUAUGGAUAAUCAUAGUGAAGAGAAAAUGGAAAAAAUCGAGUUUAAGAAAAAGAUAAGACAUAAGCCUCUCAGGAAACGUCAACAGGACUCUGAUGAGAGUGAAAAUGAAGAUGAUAAAAAUACCUCUGUCCGGAAUAAAGUCGAGGAGAUGAAGACGAUUCAAAAAUUGAGGCAACGACCUAAUGGAGUAAAUAUCAUUGGUUUAGCUCUUGGAGAACAAGGAACUACAGACGCAACUAAUCCUUCAGAUCCUUUCAACACUAAAUCCGGAGGAAUGGUCAACAUGAAAGCCUUGAAGAAUUCAAAAUUCAAGCAGGAUGAUGCCUAUGAUACUGGCAUAGGCACACAAUUCAAUGCUGAGACGAAUAAACGUGAUGAGGAUGAGGAAAUGGUUAAAUAUAUUGAGGAGGAACUAUCGAAGAGGAAAAAUACAACGAGUAAUGAUCCGUCGAAUAGUCAAUCUGGUGGGAGGAAUUACUGUUCACCUGAGGAGGCUGCCCUCCAGGCUGUUCCUGAACAUUUGAGACAGAGUUCUGCUCACAGGAGUGAGGAGAUGUUGUCGAAUCAGAUGCUAUCAGGGAUACCAGAAGUCGAUUUGGGAAUAGAUGCAAAAAUAAAAAAUAUUGAAGCUACGGAGGAGGCGAAACAAAAAUUGUUAUGGGAGAGACACAGGAAAAAUGAUGGACCAUCGCAAUUUGUUCCGACCAAUAUGGCUGUUAAUUUUGUACAACACAAUCGAUUUAAUAUUGACGACGGAAAAGUGAAGAACGAUGGAGUGCGAGCUGAGAAAGCUGACCCGAAGGAGGAUCCAAAAGGCAAAAGAAAAGAGAGCAGCGAAAAGGCAACCGAUGAUUACCAUUACGAAAGAUUCAAGAAACAAUUUCGAAGGUUCUAGAUCAGUCUAUAACUUAACAAUUCUGAUCUCAUCAAAUAAAAAAAUUUCUUGAUACAUUCAGUGUUGUAAAAUUGUAAAUACUAAAAUAAAUAGAUUUUGUUAA